AUGGGCGGACCAAACUUCGGUCCCGACACAAAGGGCAGCGAGGUCAUUGAUGCCUUCCCACACAGCGUCCAAAAGAAAACAUUCAUCCUAACCGGCAUGGGCACUUCCGACCUCUCCACCACAACUGCCGAAACCCUCGCCUCCGGCGACGCCGCAGCGCUAAUCCUCAUCGGCUCCUCCAACCGCGCUAUCCAACCCGUCUACGAAACAAUAAACACCAAAUACCCUCGCGUCAAAGUAAUCUUCAUAACAGCCGACAUGAGCAGGCUCUCCUCCGUGCGCGGCGCCGCGGAUGUUAUCCGGAAACUGGAGGUCACGUUGGACGGCAUUAUAUGUUUUCCGACGGUUAUAGCGGGGGAGUGGGCUGUUACGGGGGAUGGGGUGGAGAGGCAUUUUGGGGUUAAUUAUUUGAGUCAUUUUGUGCUUGUUAAUCGGUUGAGGGGGGUUAUGCCGGAUGACGGAAGGGUUGUUGUUGUGGGGAGUAGUAUUAGGCCUGAUGCAGGGGCGUGGGGGUUUGAGGAUGUUAAUUUUGAUAAUGGGAAAACGUAUCAUCCGUUAGAUGGGUAUGCGCAGUCGACGUUUGCCAAUGUGCAGUUUGUCAAGUGUCUGGCGAGCCCUGAUGAGGGUCGAUCAAUGAUUGCGUUUUGUGUUAAUCCUGGGAACACCAAAACGAAUCUCCAUACAUCAGUCUCACCAGAGCAAGUUGCUUCAUGGCUCCAACGGAAAAAGGAGGUCAAAGAAGAUCUCCCCCUCCUGUUACAACAAGCACCGAAGUCCCUCUCGCAGGGCUGCGCGACUGUUUUAAGAGCGCUACUAGAUCCAGGUCUUAAGAGCCAAUCCGGCGCAUUCUUGGACAACUGCCAAGUUAGAUCUCUGCCGAAAAUUGAUUUUCCGGCUGGGGAGGAGAGUUCGAGGCAAUUGUGGAGGAAAAGUAGGGAGUUGGCGAAGGAGGAUUGUAAUAGCUUUGCUUGA
Aspergillus chevalieri is the source of this 972-nucleotide messenger RNA. RefSeq names its product putative oxidoreductase, short-chain dehydrogenase/reductase family. NCBI's taxonomy places the organism in Eukaryota, Fungi, Ascomycota, Eurotiomycetes, Eurotiales, Aspergillaceae. The coding region runs from base 1 to 972 and encodes 323 amino acids. The transcript has 6 exons. The record is from RefSeq and is a predicted model, not a curated record.